ACUACUCUCAGGACAGUAGUGAGCAGUGUGUGUGAUAUCUGCUGUUCUGCGCAUACAGUACUGUGUGAAUGAGGGAGAUAUAGACACGCAGUGUUCAUGUCUGAGAUGCUGACUGGACAGGGCACUUCGCAUACUGUAGUGUAUAGCGCGGUCUGCAGUAGGGCGGUGUCUUCACCUUCAGUUUAUUGUUAUUUACUGAGUGUACAGCAGAGGAAAACACAGAGAUAAAGCUGAAUGCACACAGUCAUCCUCAAUGUGCGGCGGAAGUGGGCAGUAAAUCAGUGCCCUCGUUAGUGUGUUUGCUGUAGUACAGGCGGCGCUUUGUUUCAGUCGCACACGCCCGUGCCCGACACACACACACACGCGCUCGACGCGCCGCCGCGCAUUUCCCGUUGGAAGCUCGACACGUCACGCCGAAUCUAACGGAAAACAACGGCUUCUCACUCGGGAUGAAGGGAGGGAUCGCGCCGCGGUCAUCUGGCGGAGAAUAAUCGCGAGGAUCGCCUCAGUGUGUCCGGCUGGAUUGGGCUGGGAACAGCAGGAUUCUCCCGCAUUCCCGCUGCAGAAUGAGCGCGCAUUGAACACACUCCUGCCCAGAUCUGAUCCACACCCGACGGACACGAUGGAGGAAGUUUUCACGCCUUUGUUGGAGGAUUUUCUGCAGUCUGCUCUGGUGUGCUGGGUGAAGACGGUCUCUCAGCUCAUCUCUGAUGGAUCUCCUCUGACGGACUUCAUGACUCUAGUGGACGGAGUGUAUCUGAACGACAUCAUGAUUCAGAUUAACCCGCAGUCGAGCGUCCAGAGACCCCACAGGAAGGUGAACAACGACCCGACGCUGCGCAUCCAGAACCUGUCCGUCCUCGUGCAGCAGAUCAAGAGCUACUAUCAGGAGACGCUGCAGCAGCUGGUGGUGAUGUCACUUCCUGACGUGCUGGUGUUGGGCAGGACUCCUCUCAGUGAGCAAGGACUGGAGGAGAUGAGGAAACUGCUGCUGCUGCUGCUGGGCUGCGCUGUACAGUGCGACAGGAAGGAGGAAUACAUCGACAGGAUCCAGACGCUGGACUAUGACACGCAGGCAGCCAUUGCCGCUCACAUCCAAGAGGUGACCCAUAACCAGGAGAACGUCUUUGACCUUCAGUGUGUGGAGGAGAGCGAGUCCGUCCCGCACGAUAAAGACACGCUUGUCAGAGACCUGACCUUUAACCUCAAGCGCCUCGUAGACGAGAGAGACCAACAGGCUGAGACGAUCGUGUCUCUGACUCUGGAGCGGGACUGCGGUCACGCGUCUCCUGCGGUCCACGCCGCCCCGUCGCCCAGCGAGUCGCCCAGCAUGAGACGCACGGAGAGCGUGCAGCACCUGUCUGUGGAGCUGGCCGACGCUAAAGCCAAGAUCAGACGCCUGCGGCAGGAGCUAGAGGAGAAGACUGAACAGCUGCUGGACUGCAGGCAGGAGCUGGACAACAUGGAGGCAGAAGUGAAGAGACUGCAGCAGGAAAACCUGCAGUUGAUGUGUGACGCGCGUUCGCUGCGGGCGUAUCGUGACGAGCUGGACGCGCUCCGAGAGAAGGCCGUCAGAGUGGACAAACUGGAGAGUGAAAUGAUGCGCUACAAAGAGAAACUCCACGACAUUGAGUUCUACAGGACCAGAGUGGAGGAACUGAAGGAGGACAAUCAGGUUCUGCUGGAGACCAAAAGCAUGCUGGAGGAUCAGCUGGAGUCAUUCAGAGCUCGAUCUGAUAAACAUCAUGAGCUGGAGAAGGAAAAUCUGCAGCUUAAAAACAAGAUCCAUGACAUGGAGAUGGAGCGAGACAUGGACAGGAAGCGCAUGGAGGAGCUGCUGGAGGAGAACCUGUCGCUAGAGAUGGCUCAGAAACAGAGUAUGGACGAGUCUCUGCAUCUGGGCUGGGAACUGGAGCAGCUCUCCAAAACCACACCUGAACUCACUGAAGUGCCGCAGAAAUCUCUGGGUCACGAGGUGAAUGACCUGACGUCCAGUCAGCUGCUCAAGCUGGAGAAGGAGAAUCAGAUGCUGCUGAAGACCGUGGAGGAGCUGAAGGCGUCGAGUGAGGGCGGCGCGCGCCUCCGACUGGAGAAAGACAAGCAGAAACUCAGCCAGCAGCUGGAGCAGCUGCAGACGGAGCUGACCGCAGACAGAGAGAGUCUGCGCAGUGCUGAGAGUCUGAGCGCAGACCUGAUGAAAGAGAAAGCGCAGCUGGAGAAAACGCUGGAAACACUCCAAGAGAACUCCGACAGACAGGUCAAGGGUCUGGAACAGGAGAACGAACAUCUGAACCAGACCAUCGCCUCUCUCAGGCAGCGCUCUCAGGUUAGCGCUGAAGCCCGCGUCAAAGACAUUGAGAAAGAAAACCGUGUGUUGCACGAGUCCAUCAAAGAGACCAGCAGCAAACUCAACAAGAUGGAGUUUGAGCGCAAGCAGCUUCGCAAAGACCUGGAGCACUACAAAGAUAAAGGAGAAAGAGCUGAAGAGUUGGAGAUGGAGGUCCAUCGACUGGAGCGAGAAAAGGAGAGUCUGCAGAAGCGACUCGCCGCUCUCGCCAUCACCUGUGAGAAGGUGGAGGUGUUGGAGAAGGAGAAUGCCGAACUGGAAGCGGAGAGUAGAAGGCAUAAGAAAGCAGCAGACGGUCUGAGAAAUGUUUCCUAUCAACUGGAGGUCCUGGAGAAGGAAAGCGCUCAGCUCGACGAAGAAAACCUGGAGCUCAGGCGCAUGGUCGAGUCUUUACGGUCCACGGGAGCAAAAGCGGCCCAGCUGGAGCUGGAGAACAGAGAGCUGGAGAAUGAGAGAACUCAACUCAGAAAGAGCCUUGAGCUGCUGAAGGCUUCGUCCAAAAAGAACGAACGUCUGGAAGUAAGUAACCAAAGCCUAGAUGCAGAGAACCAGCGGCUCCAGAAAGCCCUGGAGAACGGCAGCCGCAAGAUCCAGAAGCUGGAGGGGGAACUGCAGGACAUGGAGGUGGAGAACCAGAACCUGCAGCAGAGCCUGGAGGAGCUGAAGAUCUCCAGCAAAGGUCUGGAGCAGCUGGCGCAGGAGAACGCAACCCUGGAGCAGGAGAACACUCAGCUGGAGAGGGACAAGAAACUGCUGGAGAAGGAGAACAAACGGCUGCGACAGCAAGCUGAAAUUAAAGACUCUAAGCUAGACGAAGACAACCUGCGUAUCUCUCAUCUCGAGAAAGAGAACCGUGUGCUCGGCAAGGAAGUCGCCACUCUCAAAGACACGUGUGGUCGCAUGAAAGACUUGGAAAAGGACAACAAGGAGCUGGUCAAACAAGCAACCAUUGACAAGAAGACUUUGGUCACUCUGAGAGAGGAACUAGUCAAUGAAAAAUUAAAGACUCAGCAGAUUAACAAUGACCUGGAGAAACUGACCCAUGAGCUUGAGAAGAUCGGUCUCAAUAAAGAGGGUCUUCUGGGUGAUGAAGAGAGCUCUGAUGACAGGUUUAAGCUUCUAGAGUGUAAGCUAGAGUCCACUCUGAAAUCCUCUCUAGAGAUCAAAGCGGAGAAGAUAGCUGCUCUAGAAGCCCGACUGCAGGAGUCCUCCAACCUCAACCAGCAGCUACGGCAGGAACUCAAAACGGUGAAGAAGAACUACGAGGCGCUGCGUCAGCGUCAGGAGGAGGAGUGUACGGCUCAGAGCUCACCUGCUAGAGGACGGGAGGACACACAGAGCAUCAGUAAAUGGGAGAAGGAGAGUCAGGAAGCCACACGAGAGCUUCUGAAGGUCAAGGAUCGACUCAUAGAGGUGGAGAGAAACAACGCCACUCUUCAAGCAGAGAAACAGGCUCUCCGGACGCAGUUAAAGCAGCUGGAGUCUCAGAGCAGUAAUCUUCAGGCGCAGAUAUUAGCGCUGCAGAGGCAGACCGCGUCCCUACAGGAGAACAACACCACGCUGCAAACACAGAACGCCAAACUACAGGUGGAGAACUCGACACUGAACUCUCAGAGCGCUGCUCUCAUGUCCCAGAAUGCCCAGCUGCAGACGCAGCAGUCCAGCACAGAGAGCGAGAGAGACGUCGCCAUGCGAGAGAAGGAAGAACUACGCGCGGUGUACGAUCUGCUGCUACACGACCACGAGAAACUGUCCGCCCUGCACGAGAGACAGGCAUCCGAGUACGAGGAUCUGAUCGGCAAACAUGGAGAGCUGAAGAGCGGCCAUAAAAGCCUGGAGGUGCAGCACCGCAGCCUGGAGAACAGGUACAAUCAGCUGUUGAAGCAGAAGACAGAGCUGGCGAAGCUGGAGAAGGAACUCAAAGCAGAUCGAGAGAAGAUGAUCUCCGACAACAAGAGCCAUCAGGACACGGCUGCACAGUACCACAAACUCAGCGCAGAGCACCACACGCUGAAUUCUACAUACCAACAGCUCCUGAAGGACAAUGAGCUUCUGCAGACGGAUCAUAAGACUCUUAAGAGUCAGCUGAACACGGCCCGUCUGGAGCAGACCCGUCUGGAGGCCGAGUUCUCCAAACUCAAGGAACAGUACCAGCAGCUGGACAUAACCUCUACCAAACUCACCAACCAGUGCGAGCUGUUAAGUCAGUUGAAAGGGAAUCUAGAGGAAGAGAACCGGCAUUUGCUGGAUCAGAUCCAGACCCUCAUGCUGCAGAACCGGACCCUGCUGGAGCAGACCAUGGAGAGCAAAGACCUGUUCCACGUCGAGCAGCGGCAAUACAUUGAUAAACUCAAUGAACUAAGGAGACAGAAAGAGAAACUUGAGGAGAAGAUCAUGGAUCAGUAUAAAUUUUAUGACCCAUCACCUCCACGAAGGAGGGGUAACUGGAUCACACUGAAGAUGAAGAAACUCAUCAAGCCAAAGCGCAUGCGCUCUCUCACACAGACCCCGUCCCGCUCAGAGUCCAGCGAAGGCUUCCUGACGCUGCCCCACCCAGACAGUCAGGACAGCUCGUCCAUAGGCUCCGGAUCCAACUCACUGGAGGAUUCGCUCACCCACCGCAGCGGCAGGAAGAGAGCUGAGAAAAGCCAAACGCAGGCUUCCUCUAACGCGCUGAAAAAGCUUCCGUUCAUGAGGAACCGAUCCAAGGAGAAAGACCGAGUGAAGGCCGUCUACCGCCGCUCUAUGUCCAUGAAUGACCUUCUGCAGUCCAUGGCGGUGUCCGAGGGUCAGUGGUCCAGCAGCACUGAUCAUCUGGAAGCUCCUGAUGGGAAGGAGUUCGGAUCCAUGGACUAUUCCAGCGCUGCUGCCGAAUACGCCAGCCUGAGCCGCGGCCGCAGCGCUCGACACCACACCGAUACAGGUAAUGCCGUGUCCAGUGAUGACAUCACACAGUUAUCCUCAGAGGAGUCCGGUGUGCUGCGAGCUCAGGGCGUGAUGAACGGCAGUGCGAGCGCAGCUCACAGUGAGAGCAGUGGUGACGUCAGCGUGAGUUUGGACAGUCCGCAGCACAGCUCUCUGGACGGCAAAUGCAGGGCCAAAUCUGCAGGCAGUGAGAUGGUUUCCCUGCAGCAGUUCCUGAUCGAGAGCACGGACCCAGCAGAGGACGCUCUGGCAGCACAGUCGGGACACGCAUCCGGAGCCGCGCCACAGACGUCCAAAGAGCGCGUGAGGGGCCGCGGCAUCUUGCGUUCGGCCAGCGGCAAGGCGUCGGCGUCAGAAUCCAGCGCCGCACGAGCCAGCCAACCGGGACGCCCGAGCCUGCGUAAGGCCGAGAGCACACGCGCCAAGGGCUCAGCGCCACCUCGGGCCGGCCUGUCGUCCCAGAGUAAGGCGGUGUCGGUGUCGGAGCGGCUGGACGCAUCCUCAGGUCUGCCCCGCGCCAGCAGCGUCAUCUCCACCGCCGAGGGCACCGUCCGCAGGACCAGCAUCCACGACCUGCUCUCCAAGGACAGCCGGCAGCCCGUUCUGGUCGACCCGUCGCCCUCCAGGACCAAGAGCGCCUCCAGUGAGUACGGCCCCGUAUCCCAGGCCCCCGACGCCCUGCCCAAGUCCGCUAGCAUGCCCUGCAGCGUAGAGGAGCCCGAGCUGAGCAGCCUGCAAGCCUUUCUAGGUCCUUCCUUCACCGUAGACUCCAUCUUUCUCGACUCCAUCUUUUGCGAGCCGGCGGUGACGGGCGGCGCUAGAAACCAGGCCAUCCUGUCGCUCAACACGUCUCUUGUUAGUAACAUUAGCGGCCCUCCCCAUAAAGCCCCUCGGAGCGAACGCGAGCAUCCUGCUGAGGCUGACCCCGAUGCGUGCGUGCCGUCGGAGGACGGUCAGUCGCUGUGGUACGAGUACGGCUGCGUGUGACGCUCCACCUGCAUGAACGCUGUCAGGAUCCCUGCGUCUGCAUGAGUUUCUGUUCGAUGUUUUAUACUGAUCAUGAUGAUGUGAUUAUUCUGCCGAUAACACAUUGAAGGGUUUGACCUGAACUUCCAUCACUGUGGUAUUAACCCAUGUUCAUGUUCACCUGCUGUCUGGUGUGUUUGGGCAGCAUGUAACCGCUAGGUUGAUCUACUUCCAUAUUUAUGAAAAUGAGGCUUGUAGAACAAGUCCCAUGAUGCUCCUCUGAGCUACUUGAGGAACUGCUCCGUUCAUUUAUGUUUUAUUAUUUAAAUGACACUUCCCCGGGACAUGUGUUUGUGAUGUUUGUGUGCAUGGCUUUAUCCCGACGCUCCAUUCUGACGGCUGUGAUCAGAAUGAGUGUUUCCCAGAGCACGUCUUGUGUCGGAUGUGUUCACGUGUGAUCUGUGUCGUACGCGUCACGCAUGUGGCCGAACCUCGAGGGAGUCGCGAACGCUCAUAGACCAGAGAUUCUCACGAACACACGAUACUCUACAGCUCAGACUCGACUGUUUAUCAUGUUUAAUGCAUGUUGUAUGUCCUGAUAAUGUUUUUCAUUAUAUUCAUUGUGUAAUGUCCAGUUGAAGUGUGACUUGCUUUUGUUCUGCAGAUGUGGAAGUAUUACAGGAAAACAGGAAGUCUAAAAGAGGUGGCA
Molecule: messenger RNA, 6947 nt
Organism: Megalobrama amblycephala (Wuchang bream)
Lineage: Eukaryota; Metazoa; Chordata; Actinopteri; Cypriniformes; Xenocyprididae
Gene: ccdc88ab
Product: coiled-coil domain containing 88Ab
Exons: 31
Coding region: 623-6259 (1878 amino acids)
Biological process (GO): cytoskeleton-dependent intracellular transport; cytoplasmic microtubule organization
Cellular component (GO): centrosome; cytoplasm
Molecular function (GO): microtubule binding; dynein light intermediate chain binding
Source: RefSeq, a predicted model, not a curated record